AUGGAACUCGAGACCAGCCAAUCCUUCAACAGAUAUGUUUUGCCCAAACAGCCGAUAGCUGUCACAGCACAACAAGUCACCGGUAUAUCUCUUUCGUGCAAUGAAAUGACAGUCAAUGGGCAUAUUGUUGAACCAUCUAGUGUCACAACAGCACUGAAUGACUUUUGUACAUGGCUGGAAAAGUUUAACAAUGUAAUUCUUGUUGCACAUAAUGGGCGCAGGUUUGACUUUCCAGUUAUUAUAAGUGCCAUCAACAACGUACAAUUGCAGGAAAGGUUCUUCAAAUGUGUGUCAGGUUGCACCGAUUCUUUAUCAGUAUUUCGAAAGCAGUAUCCGGGAAGAUCUUCGUACAAGCAAAUAGAUCUGGUUCACGAUAUUUUAGGUGCAACCUAUGGAGCCCAUGAUGCUACUGAAGAUGUACGAGCUCUCGGACAUCUUCUGAAACACUCCGCGUCACACCAAACAGUGCUACCUUUCAGUUUUUCACCAGAAGCUGUGUAUAAAAAUCAGAUAUACAACAGAGAGAAAUCAAAGAAUUUUCCAUCUCUAAGUGUUCUUGUUUCAAGUGGUAUAUGUAAGCUUAACAUUGCUGAAAACAUUGCUGGAUCAGGGCUCAAUCUUGAGCAUCUUAGGACAAUUUUCAGUCGUGAAGGGGAAGACGGGUUGACUAACAUUUUUAUUUCUAAGAAUAGUGAUGGCCAACCUCGUGUCACAAACACUAAGAGAGUAUUAGAGUCCGUCAUUCCUAAACUGGUAGAAUUGUUUAGCAAAAACAGUUGA
Mercenaria mercenaria is the source of this 780-nucleotide messenger RNA. RefSeq lists its product as uncharacterized. Gene Ontology annotation, cellular component: cytoplasm. Lineage: Eukaryota; Metazoa; Mollusca; Bivalvia; Venerida; Veneridae. The transcript has a single exon. Gene Ontology annotation, biological process: DNA catabolic process. The coding region runs from base 1 to 780 and encodes 259 amino acids. The record is from RefSeq and is a predicted model, not a curated record. Gene Ontology annotation, molecular function: nucleic acid binding; 3'-5'-DNA exonuclease activity.